AAUCUAUGGUUUCUCUCCCUCAGUCUCUCUCUCUCUCUGAUUUCUCUUGCUCAUUAUCAUCUCUCACUCUUGUCUCUUGCUUUCGGAGGCUUCUUGAGGAUCUCUAUCCUCUCCAGUAGCUUAUUGGUUCAAAAGAGUUCUCAUUGAAGAGGAGGCUUGAAGUUGAGUCCGGGGUUUACACUUGAGCUGGAGAAUUUUCUGGGCUAAGGGCUAAGCUGCACGUGUGGGGGCCUUGGGCCGCAUGUGCGGGGUUGGGGCCACACGUGCAGGAGAUGAGGCCGCACGUACGGAAAAUAGGGGAGGUUCUGGGUUGGUCACUGCAAUAUAUGCAGGUAAAUAAGACCUCAAUCAUAGUAGAUGCAUCCAAGUAUAUAGAGGAGCUGAAGGGAAAAGUAGAGAGGCUAAGCCAAGAUGUUGCAAGUUCACAAAGUUCAAAUAGACAAAACUCAUUGCCAAUGUAAGUUACUGUGGAAACCUUAGAAAAGGGUUUCCUAAUUAAUGUGUUUUCAGAAAAAAAAAAUGUCCUGGGUCGUUUGUCACCAUACUGAAAGCCUUUGAAGAGCUGGGCCUUGACGUGCUUGAUGCUAAUGUUUCCUGUUCAGACAAUUUCCGUUUAGAAGCUGUUGGAGGAGAAUGUUCACUGCGUUUGCAACUCAGAGCUUUGUCUUACGACCUCUACCUGUAGACACUUUGUAGACACUUCUCUCAAAGCAAAUAUAAUGUUACUUUGCGCCUGAUAAGCUUUGGGUAUGACUACCAUUGGGCAUCUCGUAAUUCUUCUUUCGAUCAGAAGGCUCAAAAGAAAGAGCAUUGACCCACAACUUUAAGCCAUCACUCUCUCCAUAAAGAGCAGAGUUAGCAACCAUGUCAGAAUUACAGGUCUACGGGCAUAUAGUUUGACAGUUGAUCAUUAUCACAACUCUUGCUUCUCACAUGAAAGGCAUGCAUAAAGAAGAUUCUACUUAGUAACUGUCUCCAAGAACUAAUGGAACUACACCAGGCUGGACAGAGUGAUACUAAACCCAGAUGGUACUCAGAGUUAAUCACUGGGAGAUGUAGAACUAAAGGAUCUAUGGAGUCAUUGAACCUGAGAAAUAGGCUGUUUCAAGGCAACAGAUAUGAGUCAACUACUGCAGCAUCUGUCAGAGACUCCAGCUGAGAAAUAUGAAUGCCAAGCUGAGGUUAGUCGAUUCAUGGACCUCAUUGUUAACAGCUUAUAUAGUAAUAAGCAGGUGUUUCUUCGGGAGCUCAUCAGAUGGUUUCAUUGAUCAUUGUGGCUCUUGCUUGGUGCUCCAUGUUGGUUAUGCUUGGAAUAGAAACUAGAAUCUACAUCAGAGAGUUCCGGUGGUAUGUUCGGUUUGGAGCUGCAUAUGUGUUGGUGGGGGAUGCUGUGAUGCUCAAUCUCAUUCUUUCAGUGACAGAUUUCUACACAGGUUUGAGUCAAUUAGCACGUUGGUUGGGAGAAAAAGCUGAAGAAUUAGGAGUUGAAAUAUACCCAGGCUUUGCUGCUAGUGAGAUUUUAUAUGAUGAUGAGAAAGUUAUUGGUAUUGCAACGAAUGAUAUGGGAAUUGCCAAAGAUGGUUCAAGGAGGGACAAUUUCCAAUGUGGUGUAGAAUUCAAAGCAUUAGUUGCUGAUAGCUAUUUCAUCUUUAUGAUCUUUCUCAAACUGUAUCAGUCAUUUUGUCAUAUAACAUCAUCGAUGCUAACUUUGGUUUGGGAAAUUGAUUCAAGUAAGCACGAACCUGGUCAUGUACUUCACACCUUGGGUUGGCCAUUGGAUAACAAGACAUAUGGGGGAUCUUUUCUAUACCAUAUGAAAGACAGACAGGUUUCUCUUGGCCUUGUUGUUGCUUUGAAUUACCACAACCCUUUCUUGAAUCCUUAUGAGGAAUUCCAGAAACUUAAACAUCAUCCGGCCAUCAAACCUCUUCUUGAAGGUGCUACUGUCCUCCAAUAUGGUGCCCGUACAUUGAAUGAAGGCGGGUUUCAGUCUAUUCCAUAUCCAGUAUUCCCGGGUGGAGCAAUUAUUGGAUGCUCAGCUGGCUUCUUAAAUGUACCAAAAAUAAAGGGCACACAUACUGCCAUGAAAUCAGGCUUAAAUAUGGAAACAUACUGGAACAACUUAAAAAAUUCAUGGAUAUGGGAAGAACUUUACAGAGCUCGGAACUAUCGACCAGCUUGCGAUAUCAAAGACCCAAAGCAGAAUAUUGAAUGGACUGUGCCGGAAGGUGGUGGCGGCCCAGGCUACUCUAUCAUGUAGACCGUUUGCUUGGAUUAACUGCACGCAAAAUAAAAAUGUAUCCCAAUGUAUACAAUUACAAAUAAAAAGUCAAUCUAAUUGGAAAAAAAAUUUAACCUGUGCUGAGGUUUCUCUGCAGAACUCCAUAUCCUGUAGUUAAUAUAAAUUGUAAUUCCUUCUUGUUCCCAUUUAGAUCAUUUGAUGGAGUAGUCGCUGCAUUGUGAAUUCAUGUCAAGAGAUUCCUUAACGAAAUGCACACAAACCUUUAUUA
Camellia sinensis is the source of this 2510-nucleotide messenger RNA. The record is from RefSeq and is a predicted model, not a curated record. NCBI's taxonomy places the organism in Eukaryota, Viridiplantae, Streptophyta, Magnoliopsida, Ericales, Theaceae.